Molecule: messenger RNA, 1600 nt
Organism: Arabidopsis lyrata subsp. lyrata
Lineage: Eukaryota; Viridiplantae; Streptophyta; Magnoliopsida; Brassicales; Brassicaceae
Product: cytochrome P450 708A2
Biological process (GO): sterol metabolic process
Molecular function (GO): heme binding; iron ion binding; oxidoreductase activity, acting on paired donors, with incorporation or reduction of molecular oxygen
Source: RefSeq, a predicted model, not a curated record
UUAUAACCUAUGGAUAGUGAUAGUUUCACUCAUAGUGGUGAAGCUAUGUCAUUUGAUCUAUCAAUGGAGCAAUCCAAAGUGUAAUGGAAAACUUCCUCCAGGCAAUGGGUUAUCCGAUCAUUGGAGAAACUAUUGAGUUCAUGAAGCAUCAUGACGCUCUUCAGUUUUCAACAUUCCUCAAGAAGAGAGUCCUCAGACAUGGACCGGUUUUUCGGACAAGCUUAUUCGGAGGCAAAGUUAUAAUCUCAAUGGAUAAUGAAUUGAAUAUGGAGAUGGCAAAGACAAAUCGUACUCCUGGUAUCACAAAGAGCAUAGCAAGGCUAUUUGGAGAAGACAACAACUUGUUUUUACAGAGCACAGAGUCCCAUAAACAUGUCCGGAACUUGACAAUCCAAAUGUUGGGUUCACAAAGUUUAAAAUUGAGGAUAAUGGAAAACAUUGAUCUCUUGGCUCGCACACACAUGGAAGAAGGAUCUAGGAAUGGCUCACUUGACGUCAAGGAAACAACAAGCAAAAUCUUAAUUGAAUGCCUUGCAAAUAAAGUUAUGGGCGAGAUGGAACCAGAGGCGGCGAAAAAACUCGCCAUAUGUUGGAGAUAUUUUCCGAGUGGCUGGUUUCGGCUCCCUUUCAACUUUCCUGGGUCAGGUGUCUAUAAUAUGAUGAAGGCGAGAAAAAGGAUGAAGAAGUUGCUAAAGGAGGAAGUGUUGAAGAAGAGAGAAGCCGGAGAGGAGUUUGGGGAGUUCUUUAAGACCAUAUUUGGAGAAAUAGAAGGAGAAAAGGAAACAAUGAGCAUGGAGAAUUUGAUUGAGUACAUAUAUACCUUCUUUGUGAUUGCUAAUGAAACAACGCCACGGAUUCUUGCGGCGACCGUGAAGCUCAUAAGUGAAAAUCCUAAAGUCAAGCAAGAGCUUCAGAGAGAGCAUGCAAUAAUUUUUGGAAAUAAGUCUGAGAAUGAGAGUGGCCUAACAUGGGAAGACUAUAAAUCGAUGACGUUCACCAAUAUGGUGAUCAAUGAGUCUCUUAGGAUCUCAACCACAGUGCCUGUAAUUCUUAGAAAACCUGAUCAUGACAUUGAAGUCGGUGAUUAUACAAUUCCAGCGGGUUGGAACUUCAUGGGCUAUCCUAGUGCCCAUUUCGAUCCAAAAAAGUACGAGGAUCCUUUAGUAUUUAAUCCGUGGCGUUGGAAGGGAAAAGACUUGGACGCGAUAGUCUCCAAGAAUUACAUUCCCUUUGGAGCUGGUCCUAGACUUUGUGUUGGGGCUUACUUUGCUAAGCUGUUGAUGGCCAUUUUUCUACACCAUUUGUGUAGAUAUAGGUGGUCAAUGAAAGCAGAGGUCACAGUAACUCGAAGCUAUAUGCUUAUGUUUCCUCGUGGAUGUGAUGUUCAAUUCUCAAAAGACACCCACGUACAUGAUUCGGAUGGGUAUUAGAGUGGUUAUAUACCAUUUGAGGUCGUUGGUUAUAUAUAUUUAAAGGUCUUGUAAGAAGCAGUAGUAAUAUAGUUGUCUUUGUCUAAUGAAUAAAUAAAGUAAGAAAAGAACUUUGUAAGAAAUUAUGAAUACUACAAAAAAUUAUACUCUAUAUAUGUUGAGUUCCAAUU